Sinocyclocheilus rhinocerous is the source of this 3681-nucleotide messenger RNA. RefSeq names its product mucin-2-like. Gene Ontology annotation, molecular function: protein binding. The transcript is spliced from 25 exons. Lineage: Eukaryota; Metazoa; Chordata; Actinopteri; Cypriniformes; Cyprinidae. The coding region runs from base 1 to 3681 and encodes 1226 amino acids. Gene Ontology annotation, cellular component: extracellular matrix. The record is from RefSeq and is a predicted model, not a curated record.
AUGGUUUUGCAUGUGGAACUAGACUCCAAAUAUUCCAGUCGGACUUGUGGACUGUGUGGUGAUUUCAAUGGUGUUCCAGUUUAUAGUGAGUUCAUUGAAUCUGGACGGAGGGUUGGCUAUGCUGAGUUUGGUAAUAAGCACAGAGUUCCCAACCCAACACAUGUCUGCGAAGAUCCUUUUGAAAACGACGAUGAGCAAAAUGUGGUGGACAAAUGUGAAAAAUUUUGGGCAGAUUGUGCAGACCUUUUGGAGGAUGAAAAGUGGUCUUCUUGUAGCUGGGUUUUGAACACAGAGCCAUAUAUCAAGGCCUGUACGAACGAUAUUUGCUCGAGCCAACCUGAAGAUGAAGACACCAGCAUCUCUGCGCUCUGUGCGACUUUGUCUGAAUAUUCACGUCAGUGCUCUCAUGCUGGAGGAACUCCACCGUCCUGGAGGACAGCAAACUUCUGUGCCGUGAAGUGCCCCUACAAUAUGGUACAUUCUGAAAGUGGCUCCCCCUGUAUGGACACAUGCUUGCACAAAGACACAAAUGCACUGUGUGAGGAACACAACAGUGAUGGAUGCUUUUGCCCGCCAGGAACUUUUUUUGCAGAUGACAUCUCAAACACGGGCUGCAUCCCAGCAGAAAAGUGUCAGUGCAAGCAUGACCGCGUCUACAGCACAGGAGAGAUCCUACGCGAAGAUGAGGAAGAAUGCAUAUGUAAGGAGGGAAACUGGAUCUGUACAAGUAUUCCCGGCCCUGGCCUGUGCUCAGUAGAAGAAGGAUCUCACUUUACCACCUUUGACGGGAAAGAAUUCACUUUCCAUGGAGACUGCAACUAUGUGCUCUCAAAAGACUGUAAGGAGUCUAAGUUCAUCAUAUUGGGUCUGAUUGUUCCAUGUUUUACUCAUCAAACUGACACCUGUUUAAAGUCUGUUGUGGUGCUGUUUGACAACGAUAUGAAAAAUCCUCUGAUUAUUAAAGCUGACGGGACGGUGCAACACAAUGCAGAAAUUUCACUUCCUUACAUGACAGCUGGCUUCACGGUGUUCAUGCCGUCAUCGUUUCACAUCAUGCUUCAGACCACCUUUGGGCUGCAGGUGCAGGUACAGCUGGUGCCUCUUAUGCAGGUGUACAUCACCGUGGACCAAAGCUUCCAGGGCAAGACUUGUGGUCUUUGUGGAAAUUUUAACAAAGUGCUGUCAGAUGAUCUGAAGACCCCUCAGGGAGUGGUGGAGGGUACAGCGGUUUCCUUUGCAAACGCCUGGAAGGCGCAGUCCAACUGCCCCGACCGUACUGAGAGACUGGACGACCCCUGUUCCUACAGCAGUGACAGCGAGCACUUUGCUGAGCACUGGUGUUCCAAGAUGAAGGACAAGGAGAGCCUCUUUGCCAAAUGUCACACCACUGUCAAUCCAGACAGCUACUACAAAAGAUGCAAAUACUCCAGCUGUACCUGUGAGAAGAGUGAGGACUGUCUGUGUACCGUGUUCUCCGCGUACGCCCGGGCCUGUGCAGCUAAAGGAAUAAUCCUCCAAGGCUGGAGAGACAUUGUGUGCAAGAAAUAUACAGAGAAUUGCCCGGCCUCGCAGAACUACUCCUAUGAGCUGCAGAACUGUCAGCGUACCUGUCUGUCUCUCGCCUCUGAGCGCCAAAGCUGCAGCGUUGACUUUGUGCCCGUUGACGGAUGCGCAUGUCCAGAGGGACUCUACCAGGAUGAGAAUGGACUGUGUGUACCUAUGGAAAAAUGUCCAUGUCACCACAACGGACAGAAAAUUCAUUCCGGCAAGUCUGUCACCAUUAGGGAUGAACACUGUGUUUGCAUGAAUGGAAAACUUCACUGUCGUUCCUGGAAAACCAAAAUUCUGGGAUGUUCCUCUCCGAAGGUUUUCUUCAACUGCAGUACAGCAGCCCCAGAUGAACAUGGAUUGGAGUGUGCAAAGACUUGUCUGCAACAGGAAGUUGACUGUUUCUCACUGGACUGUCAGUCUGGCUGCCAGUGUCCUUUUGGUCUAUUGGAUGAUGGGAGAGGACAUUGUGUUAAACCAGACUACUGCUCGUGUAAACAUAGUGGACUGGAUUACGCACCAGGAGCUGAGAUAAGCAUAGACUGCAAUCAAUGCACUUGCCAACGGGGAAAAUGGAAAUGUACACAUUAUAAGUGUCCAGGCAUAUGCGCCAUUUACGGCAGUGGACGUUAUAUAACUUUUGAUCAGCAAAAAUUCAGCUUUAGGGGAGAUUGCAGUUAUAUUGCUGCUCAGAACAAGUGUGGAAAUAAAACUGGCAACUUUCGUGUGAUCACUGAGAAUAUGCCUUGUGGAACAACAGGAACCACAUGUUCAAAGGCUGUCAAAAUACUUUUGGGGAGGACUUUGCUGCAGCUUGUUGAUGGAAAUGUAAAGGCCACUGAUAUUGCAAGGGGUCCAAAGAUCGAGUACACUGAGAAAAUCAUUGGGAUGUACCUUGUCAUUGAUGCUAACAUUGGACUGACAGUUUUGUGGGACCGCAAAACCACCGUCCGCAUCAUUCUGCAACCUCAGCUCAUGGGAGACGUUUGUGGUCUGUGUGGAAAUUUCAAUGAAAAUGGAAAAGAUGACUUUACCACUCAGGGAAAUUUGCCAACUUCAAAUAUCCUGGAGUUUGUGGACAGCUGGAAAGGAAGCAUAUGUCCGGAUGCAAAACCAGACUACGACCCAUGCCUUGAGACCCCCAAUCGAGAGACAUGGGCAAAAAUACAAUGUAGCAUCAUCAAGGAUAUCAAUGGUCCAUUCAAAGUCUGCCAUAACAAGGUGGAACCAAUCCCUUAUUAUGAGAACUGUGUGAAGGACUCGUGUGCAUGUGACACAGGUGGAGAUUGUGAGUGCUUCUGUACAGCUGUGGCAGCUUAUGCUCAAGCCUGCAAUGAGGCAGAUGUUUGUGUGAACUGGAGAACACCUGAGAUCUGCCCUGUGUACUGUGACUUCUACAAUAAUGGAACAGAAGAGUGCAUAUGGCAUUACAAUCCUUGUCAUACACCUUUCUACAAAACCUGUCUCAACCUUAAUGGUACUCACAGUAAUAACAGUUUACCCCUUCUGGAAGGAUGUUAUCCAAAAUGUCCAGAGGAUAAGCCUAUUUUUGAUGAGCAAAAUCAGAUCUGUGUGGAGACAUGUAUACCGCCACCAGAGUCAGAGUCUACUACAACACCAGAACCUACCACAUCAUCUACUCCUACACCGACAACUACUACAAUGUCUACUACAACAACACCAGAACCUACCACAUCAUCUACUCCUACACCGACAACUACUACAAUGCCUACUACAACACCAGAACCUACCACAUCAUCUACCCCCACACCGGCAACUACCACUAAGUCUACUACAACACUGGAAUCUACCACAUCAUCUACCUCUACAACAACAACUAUCACAUUUACUUCAACAUCAACUACGCCUACACCAUGUAUAUGUAUAUGUUUGUGGUCUGACUGGUUUAAUGAAUAUCAUCCUGAUGUAGGAGGGCAUGACUUGGAGACUUAUGAAAACAUUAGAGAAAGUGGAAAAGAGAUCUGUGAACAGCCAGUAGAUAUCGAAUGUAGGGCUGUGGGCCAACCUGACAUGAGCUUUGAUGAUUAUAUUCAGGAAUCAAAUCAAGUUGCCCAGUGCAAUGUUUCAUAUGGAUUGGUGUGUAAGAAAGAACAACAGAAUGCCCGCCCUUAA